Molecule: messenger RNA, 624 nt
Organism: Penicillium egyptiacum
Lineage: Eukaryota; Fungi; Ascomycota; Eurotiomycetes; Eurotiales; Aspergillaceae
Source: the annotation of a GenBank genome assembly
AUGGGCUCAUUGGACACCACUCAGACCUUCUGGUCGAACGCCGACAAGUAUCUCAUGAUAACGGGCGUUCCUUUCUCCCCGGUUAUUAUCACCAUGGCUCGCGGCACACGUCUUUACGAUGCCGAUGGCAAUUCAAUUCUCGACUUCACCUCCAGCCAGAUGAGUUCCCUGCUCAGCCACUCCCACCUUGAGAUCGUGGAGGUCGUCUGCAAGUAUGCCGCAGAACUAGAUCACCUGCUCAGCAACAUGAUUACUCCCCCGCUUCAAAAGUCCUUCAUCCUGAACACCGGACCCGAGUCGACCGAGGCGGCUAUCAAGAUGGCCAAGUGCCAUACUGGCAACUUUGAGAUUGUCGCUUUCCACGGCCUCACCCAGGGCUCUGGCUCUGCCAUCUACUCAGCCGGGCGUAAGCGGGGUGGGCCUUGUACGCCUGGCCAGCUCGUGUUCCCUGCCCCGUACGCUUAUCGCUCGCCUUUCCGAAAGGCCGAUGGAUCCUAUGACUGGGAGACCGAGAUGGACUAUGGAUGGACCAUGAUCGACCGCCAGAGCGUCGGCUCUCACGCUGCGUUUAUUAUGAAGCCUAUUCUAUCCACAGGGGGUAUAUUGGAUCUCCCUAUGGGAUAG